GAAGCAGUGCAGGGAGAUCAGAGAGCAGGAGCAUCGCAGUGGCCAUAGACUCGUUCUAAGCUAGAAGUCUUGAUGGAAGAGAAUGGCGAUUCCAACAGGCUAUCUCCGAUUCGUCAUUUUCGAGACGUGGUUACAGCCGUCUUGAACACAGACGCUUCAAAUGAGGUUCUUGUCCCAACAGAAGAACAGGGUUCCAAUUUACGUGCAACUGAGAUGGCAUCUAGUUCCGACAAUCGCCUCAAUGACGCACUAUUUGUGCUGUAUGAACCACCGGAUGGACUACCUUACGACACGGAGAUAAUAUUCGUGCACGACGUAUAUACUGAACGCUGUAAGGAUGCAUGGAGCACGACAUGGACCAGCGAAGAAGGCAUAUGCUGGCCAAGAGAAUUCUUGGCAAAAAAGUUCCCAAGAGCUCGUAUGUUAUCGGUGUCUUAUGAUGCUUGUGUGACUACAAAUAGUACCCAGGGCCGAAUGGACUCCUUGUCCCUCGUUGCAGAGAAUGUGUUGCUAAACCUUUUCCUUUCAACGGGCAACGUUGGGCAGACAUACAACUGCCCAAUUUUGUUUGUCGGACAUGGCCUGGGAUGCUUCGUAAUAAAAAAUCUGAUGAUCCAAGCUUGUGAUACGUAUAAGGGGCAACAUGAGAGAAGGAAUAAAUUGUUGAGGAACGUCGGUGGGUUUGUGUUCUACUCUCCUUUCAACUCCGGAGUCAAAUGGAAUUUGUAUCAAUUUGAGCCUGGUGAAAGUAAUCCACUGACGAACUGCAUGAGACCAUACCAUCCAGGGCUUAGUCGACUCAAUGAUGAUUUCAGAAAACUUCGACAAUUUAUGAAGGACAGGCGAAAUUCGAAUGAUCUGGAAUUGUGGAAGGUUCUGACGAUAUGCGAGUCAGAUCGAACGCCUGGUGCUUUAGGAAGAUCAGUAACAUUUGUUCCAGAGGCAUCGUGUAGACCAGACUGUGAUUACUUCUGGUUUGGAAAUGGUGACCAUUUCGAUGUCUGCAAACACCAGUCAACGGGAGACGCUGUAUAUCAAAGCGUCGAAGAGUUUCUUGAUAAAAUCCUGAAGAGUGAUAAAUUAUCUAGUCCGAACUCCAUACCUGAGUUUGAUCCGACAGCAGAUGAAAACAUUUGGAAGGCACUUCUCCCCCGGGAGGUGUUCAUUGACCUAUUUCCGAACAGAAACCGUUUCUACACUUACGAAGCCUUCACGGAGGCUGCUAUGACAUUUAUCCGAAAGGGAUUUCUUGUCGACGGAUCCGUGGAAGACCAGACAAGGGAGAUCGCAGCUCUUCUUGCCCAUUUCGACCACGGAACUAGUGGACUGCUAUACAAGGAGCACAGUUGCCCGUCAAGCACGUACUGUGAUCCCCAGAUCGAUUAUCCUUGUGUUCCAGGAAAAAGUUAUCAUGGUCGAGGGCCAUUGCAGCUGUGCUGGAACUACAACUACAAAAUGUGCGGCGAAGGUAUAGAGGAUGACAGCCUUUUGUCCUGUCCAGAAAAGCUAUCACAAGAUCCCGUAAUUGCAUUCAAAUCAGCGCUCUGGUUCUGGUGUACGCCCCAGUGGAACAAGCCAUCCUGCCAUUCUGUCAUGACUGGAAAGUGGACUCCAGAAUCUACGGACAUCGAGGCCAACAGGCUGCCAGGUUUUGGAUUGACGAUCAACAUAAUCAAUGGAAUUGAAUGUAACAAAGAGUCAGCUGAGGCUAAUUCGCGUGUGGAGAAGUACAAAAAGUUCUGUGAGCGUUUGCACGUUGACCCAGGAGAAAACAUAGAUUGCAGAUAUCAGAAGCCGUUUGGACAAGUCUGAGCACGGACGAGGAAUGAGGAAACAAUCGUCUGACUAGAUAAGUCUGAAAUAUAGAAGUACAGAAAUCUCUCUGGAGAUGGCGCUUUCCUGAAAGGAUUGGAGGCGAAGAACAGUGUUUUAUUCCCAAGAUAAAGCUCUGUAUUCUUCUCUGGAUUCUAUUCACCGCGUCAGUGAAGCGGCAGUGCGAUCAAGAGUGUAAGAGCAUUUGAACAACCUCGGAGCAAUUCACGUACAUCCGACGUCUCAUCUCCAGAACUAGUCCGGGCUCUACAACCCCUAGCGCACUUACAUGUACAGCUGAAGUUGCGAGCAGAGUGAAACCGACAUGCUCAACUCCUGAGGACUCACUGCAGUGGAACAAACACUCUCGGGUCCACCGAAUUAGGAUUUACUGCACAGACCUUGCCGUUUCGCAAUCACAGGAAAUAAAGAAUCUGAGGCUUAGUCUGCUCCCGCUUUGUAGUUGCACGAACCGUGUAAGAACGGAUUAUGAAAAAGUCAUGGCGAGAUUGAUAGAAGAAUCUGCAAGGCUGCGCAGGGAUUCGAAGUUGCUCGGGAGUCCGUUCCGGGGCACGCAACUGUUAGUUAUAUAUAUACAUACAUGUAUAAUAUCACAUCUAUGUAGAGGCAAAUUUGACUCAAUAAAUAUGUGGUUUUCAUUUCAGUCGAAAACCAUGGGAGAAUGUUGGGAUUGAGAACUAGGUCGCA
Marchantia polymorpha subsp. ruderalis is the source of this 2520-nucleotide messenger RNA. The record is from the annotation of a GenBank genome assembly. Lineage: Eukaryota; Viridiplantae; Streptophyta; Marchantiopsida; Marchantiales; Marchantiaceae.